Messenger RNA from Schistocerca serialis cubense, 453 nucleotides. Its product is annotated as one cut domain family member 3-like. The record is from RefSeq and is a predicted model, not a curated record. The coding region runs from base 1 to 453 and encodes 150 amino acids. NCBI's taxonomy places the organism in Eukaryota, Metazoa, Arthropoda, Insecta, Orthoptera, Acrididae. The transcript is spliced from 4 exons.
AUGCAGAAUGGGCGGCUGGGGCCGUGCGCCCGCAACCCCGCCUGCGGCAGCGCCCCCCGCGUGGGCAGUCCGCCUUGCCUCCCUCCGUUCCCCUGCGGAGGCUUCGCUUCCUCGCAUGCCCAAGAUAACGACCUUCCCCCACCCCCGCCGCCCCCAGCAGCCGUCCGCGGCGGCAGCGGGCGGCUAUCGCGCCUCCUUAUCUGCUGGACCGCCACACAUAAACAAAGUUUCGACAACGGCGCCCCGCCUACGACGGGCGCCGGGGGCGGCCACCUGGGGCGGUCGGGGGUGCUGCCCGUGGUGGGCGGCGCGCUGCCGCCCCUCUGCGGCCUGCCGGGCGCCAACGGAGACCUGGACCGUGGGGGUGGCGGGGGUGGGGGCGGCGCCGCCCACGCCACUUCCAACGGCUUCCUGCCGCCCGCCGGCGACCCGCUCGCCUUCGACUCCAAGUGA